This is a messenger RNA of Dissoconium aciculare CBS 342.82, 524 nucleotides long. RefSeq lists its product as uncharacterized. The record is from RefSeq and is a predicted model, not a curated record. The transcript has a single exon. The coding region runs from base 244 to 435 and encodes 63 amino acids. NCBI's taxonomy places the organism in Eukaryota, Fungi, Ascomycota, Dothideomycetes, Mycosphaerellales, Dissoconiaceae.
CUUCUCCAACGACCCAAAGACCCAAAGACCGACUCGAUGGUGAGAUCUCGCCCGUAAUGAGUGAGGGAAUAGAAUAGCACAUACCUAUGACUACCUACCUAACUAACUAAAACACCUACCUAGGUAACUACAUAGGCAAGUAAUAACUACCUACCUACCUAGUAAUAUAUAUAACAAGUGCUGCAGUUGUAGAUAUCUGAUGAGACGACGGACAAGUCAAGUCAAAGCCUCUCCCGUUUCAAGAUGGAACUCCGAAACAAGCGUCUUUCUCUCGGCUGCAGCUGGCUCGCACUCGUUCCUGAGCACGAGCCAGGCGUUCAAAAUGCUUCAAAAUGCCUUUCCCAUUUUCAACGCUGCAGGGGUUUUAUUAUUGUCAUUCCAAUACAGGGAAUGGCAUACAGUAUAUUAUCACUAUGGAUCACUGUGAUUAUAUAAUACAGGGAGAGUAUACAGUAUGGUUUUAUUACUAUUGUUAUUAUUACAAUAUACCUAGGUAGGGAAUGGCAUGCAGUAUACAAUACAGC